This is a messenger RNA of Lingula anatina, 3315 nucleotides long. RefSeq names its product 3-hydroxy-3-methylglutaryl-coenzyme A reductase. Gene Ontology annotation, cellular component: peroxisomal membrane; endoplasmic reticulum membrane. The record is from RefSeq and is a predicted model, not a curated record. Gene Ontology annotation, molecular function: NADP binding; hydroxymethylglutaryl-CoA reductase (NADPH) activity; protein binding. Gene Ontology annotation, biological process: sterol biosynthetic process; coenzyme A metabolic process; isoprenoid biosynthetic process. NCBI's taxonomy places the organism in Eukaryota, Metazoa, Brachiopoda, Lingulata, Lingulida, Lingulidae.
AUAUUGAACGGCUAACAACUAUUAUGUAAAUCAGUUGUGUAAAACUCGUUUUCACACGCGCUACAUUCGGCCUGUCUUGGUGUCUUGUUUGUAUUUCUGUCACGUAAGUUUCUUGGUGAUGAAAUAUUUUGGUGUAUUCGACGAGACGGUUCAUCAUUAUUCGAUACCAGAGUAACUGCUCAUAGCCUUUAAGUGCCCUUUUCAAGUUUUCCUUCGUCACCGUACUGUGAGAAGGCCUUCGCUUGCAAUGGAAUAAAUUCUCCUCACAGGCUCGGUGUGUACAAAUUCGGCUUUCUAGUGUUCACGUGCACAUUGAGUGGAGGUUUUGAUUGGUUGCGAGGCAUGAAUGAAAAGGUGGUCUGACAAUCACACCACCAAGUCUUCGACCUGUUCUCAGCCAAUAUAUUAGAAAAGCAAACAUUGGGAACAACCAUGGGUGUUUUCAGUGAUUCCUGAAUUAUCCCAAGUAGUUUCAGUCGCUUACCGAAUGCAACACAAAAGCAGACUUCGUUUUGCGAUUCCUAGGUGUUAGACCACAUAUCGAUAUUUUAUAAGGGAUUUUAUUUGUCAAGCACAUAUUUUGAGGUUUGCAAGAAAUUUUGCGCGUUUUGAAUUUCAAAAUGUUUUUCUCUCAGACGGAUUGUUAUACAGAUCCAAAGCUGCUGAAAUCCCAACUAGUGAGCGGCCCAAAGAUGUUAACUUCAGUAUUUCGCCGCUAUGGUUACAUGUGUGCCUCGCAUCCAUGGGAAGUGAUCAUAGGCACAAUUACAGUGACAGUUUGCCUGUUCUCUAUGAGUUUAUUAACCGGGAAUGAUAAAAUAUGUGGAUGGAAUUAUAUUUGUCCCAAGGAAGAGGAGGAAUUUUACAGCUCAGACAUUUUGAUCCUAGCCAUAACACGCUGCCUUGCUGUGAUGUAUAUUUAUUUGCAAUUUCGAAAUCUCCGAAAAUUAGGUUCAAAAUAUCUUUUAGGCAUAGCCGGGGUUUUUACUAUAUUUUCAAGCUUUGUGUUCAGCAGUGCUGUUGUGAACUUGUUGGAGAAUGAUUUGACUGGUCUCAAUGAGGCACUCCCAUUUUUUCUUCUUUUGGUGGAUCUGUCAAAGGCCAGUGCCCUGGCAAGGUUUGCACUUAGCUCAAAGAACCAGGAUGAAGUAUGCAAGAACAUAGCCGAGGGCAUGGCUUUACUGGGACCAACACUUACCUUGGAUGCUAUGGUGGAGACCUUGGUGAUAGGAGUGGGCACACUGUCAGGAGUCAAGAGGCUGGAGACCAUGUGUUGCUUUGGCUGCCUGUCAGUAAUAGCCAAUUACCUGGCUUUCAUGAGCUUCUACCCUGCAUGCCUGGCACUUGUUUUAGAGUUGUCUAGAGGACGUAGUGGGCACACUCCAAUGUGGCACCUUCACCAGCAGUUUGUUAAAGUUCUGAGGGAGGAGGAAGAAAAGAAACCCAACCCAGUGGCUCAGAGAGUAAAGUUGAUCAUGUCUGCAGGACUGGUUAUUGUCCACACCCACAGCCGUAUUACAGCUGACCCCAAUGUCGCUACUAGGGAUGUGGUCAGUUUUGACCCAACUCUGACUGACCUGCCAAGGAGAAUACAGCCAGAAGCUUCGUUGUUGCAGUUUUACAUUAUGAAAAUGUUUACGGCAAAUGUUGAUUAUGCUGUAACACUUGGCCUAGCUAUCAUUCUCGCAUUCAAGUAUAUCUUUUUCGACACUGACAUUGAUCCAAAAAACUGUGUGAAAAAAGAACAGGAAGAAAGCAGAUGUAAUGAAAAUAGAAAGAAUGAGAUAUUGCAAGAACCCAUACAGGUGUUAACUCCAGUGAAGGAUGACAAAAUUAAAAAAGAGAUCACAAUGACUGAAGGAACAAGUGAUCAUAUAGAUUUUACUCUUGGAGAAAGUAGCUCUGAAGAUGAAACAGAAGAAAAAGAAACACAGACAGAUUUUACAAGUAACUUUGAACCUUUGCCAGAAAUAAAGAUAAAAGAGCCACCUCGGCCACUGGAGGACUGCUUAAAGAUUAUGAAAUCAGAUGAAGGACCUAGUCAACUAACAGAUGAAGAAAUAUUACUGUUAGUGAAAUCCCGCCAUAUUCCUGCCUACAAGUUGGAAAGUACUCUUGGGAAUCAUGAAAGGGGAGUUGCCAUAAGGAGAAAUCUUGUCUCAAAAGGUCUUCCAAACACCAAAGCAAUGGAAAUGCUACCCUAUACAAAUUACGAUUAUACUUAUGUUGAAGGUGCAUGUUGUGAGAAUGUAAUAGGCUAUUUGCCCAUGCCAGUGGGUGUAGCUGGUCCACUGGUUUUAGAUGGUCAGCAAUACCAGGUUCCCAUGGCAACUACAGAGGGUUGCCUAGUAGCCAGUGCAAACAGAGGUUGUAGGGCUUUAGCUGGUUGUGGUGUGAAGAGCAUGGUAAUAGGAGAUGGUAUGUCCAGAGGGCCAGUAGUCCGGUUUCCCAGUGCUCAAAAGGCCAGCGAACUUAAGCUAUGGCUCAACAAUAGGGACAACUUUGAUAUACUAAAGGAAGCAUUUGAUUCUACUAGCAGGUUUUGUAGACUAGACAGGGUUCAGUCAGCCCAAGCAGGGAGACACUUAUAUAUACGCUUUGUGGCAGUAACUGGAGAUGCCAUGGGGAUGAAUAUGCUAUCUAAGGGAACAGAAAAAGCCCUUAGUUUUCUCCAAGAUAAAUUUGAAGAAAUGGAAGUUAUAAGUCUCAGUGGGAAUUAUUGUGUGGACAAAAAGGCCUCUGCAAUCAAUUGGAUUGAAGGUCGAGGCAAAUCAGUUGUAUGUGAGGCCACAAUUCCUGCCAGCACAGUGCGCAAUGUUCUCAAAACUACCACACAGGCACUGGUAGAGGUGAACUUGAGUAAGAAUCUAAUUGGUUCAGCCAUGGCAGGCAGUAUUGGUGGUUUCAACGCUCAUGCAGCCAACAUAGUGACUGCUAUUUUUAUAGCCACUGGUCAAGAUCCAGCCCAGGUGGUGACCAGUGCUAAUUGUAUAACUCUGAUGGAGGGCGUGGGACCUCACAGUGAAGAUCUCUAUAUCAGCUGCAGUAUGCCUUCCAUAGAGGUGGGCACUGUGGGAGGUGGGACUGUGUUACCACCACAGGCUGCUUGCUUACAGAUGCUUGGUGUACAUGGUAGUAAUGGUGUGGCAGGCUGCAAUGCUUCCCUGUUGGCCAGAGUGGUGUGUGGCACUGUCCUGGCAGGAGAGCUGUCUCUGAUGUCUGCACUUGCUGCAGGACAUUUAGUCAGGAGUCAUUUAACACAUAAUAGAUCUUCAGUAGCUAUUAACCUUAGUGCAACAUUACCAAAGAAAACCA